This is a messenger RNA of Arxiozyma heterogenica, 2535 nucleotides long. It is a transcript of the gene OCA5, whose product is annotated as Oca5p. Bases 1 to 2535 code for a protein of 844 amino acids. The transcript has a single exon. NCBI's taxonomy places the organism in Eukaryota, Fungi, Ascomycota, Saccharomycetes, Saccharomycetales, Saccharomycetaceae. The record is from RefSeq and is a predicted model, not a curated record.
AUGAAUAAUAAUACCACAAAUAAUCUUCCAACCUCCCAUCAUUUGAAAAAUUUGAAACAACAAUAUAAUGAUAGAAAAUUGAUCCAUUUAAUAAUAGACCUAAUUAGAUUUAAUGACCAUGAUACAUUAGCUUUUAUUGCUAGAACUUUUGGUAUUCCACCACAAUUGAGACAUUUUGUCUGGCCAAUUCUGUUGAAAUACCAUCCUAUGUGUAUAUCUCCAAAUAUUGUCUCUAAUUUGGUUAGUUGGGAUUCACAGAGUAGGACUUAUAAAUAUAUUCAAACCCCACAUAAAAGAAAUAAACUAUUCAAUUCUAAUUCUAAUUCUAAUUCUAAUCCAAAUAGUAAUAGUAAUAGUAAUAGUAAUAAUAGCCCAACAUCUAAUCCAAACGAAGAUUUAGAAUAUAUAAUUAUUCAUGAUUUAAAAAAAUAUUUUCAUUCAAGAACCAACAAUCGUACAGCAGCCAUCAAAACUACAACAUCAAAAGCAAUGACUGCUAAUAACUGCCUUUCGCCUUCAUUAAAUACUAUACUUGAAAAUGAUUACGCUUUUAAUCCAACUAACUCCAUUAACCAAGUGAAUAAUAAUAUAAAUAAUAGCCCUACCAUGACGAAUUCAAUAAAUAGUGCAACUAAUAAUGUUCAAGCAAAAUAUUAUGAGAACCAUAUUAUUAAUCUAUUAAAGGACGCUAUUAUCUAUUUUUUAAACAAAUGGUCUUCUAUCUUCAAGUAUGAAACUGGCUUGGCUUGGGUUGCAUUAGGUCUCGCUGAGUGGUUUCCAAUUAUGGGAUCUGCUCAGAACCCAAUCAUCUUAACUGGUAGAAUACAUUCUAAGGAUCAAAAGGAACACUCUUCUUCCUCAACAUCAUCAUCAUCACAUCUCAACAACGAUCCACCCCACAUAAAUGAUUAUGAACAUUGUAAUAUUAAUAGUUCUAAAGAUUAUAUCGAUUUUUCAUUUAAUUAUGGAAGUGACUCGAUCAAUAAUCUAUACAAGGAAUAUCCUUUGCCAAAGAGACUUAAAGAUAAAUUACCAAAUGAGUAUCAAUUUCAAUUUAAUGAGAUGCUCGAAAGAUUAUUAUUGAUCAUAUUACAUUGCCCUGAUACUGUUUUAGCUAAAGAUCAAAUCAAUAAAAAAUUCCCAGAACAAUCUUCUAAUAUGUCGAAUUAUUUCCCUAUUUUAUCUGGUGGUGAUUUAACAUUUCAAUCACAGAUAUUUUUCAAAAUAUUCUCUUCAAUAUUACCUGAAUUAUAUCAAACUUUAAUAGAAGAAAAUAAUUUCCCACAGACAAGCUCAUCCAGGAAUACAUGGCUAUAUUGGUGGAUCAAAUUCUCUGGCGCAAAAGUUUUACACAGACAAGAUAGAGGAAGAUUAUGGGAUAUUCUUUUGGGUUGGAGACCUAAACCAAAUAUGGAUAGUAUCAAUUUUUAUCUGAAUUAUAAUACAAAGAUUUUUGAUCAUAUAUAUAAAAUAAAUCCAAUUGGCUUGAAUAAAUUAUAUGAUCUAUGUCUAGGGAAUUCAAGCACAACCAUAUCUAAAUCCAAAAAUAAAAAGCGUAAUACUAAUUCUAAUAACAGUUAUCAUAAUAGUUUAAAUAUCAACAGAGGAGAUUCCAUAAUUACAAACAACUAUGGUAUGAUUACCAAAUUAAAUCAUUUUUGGUUUCCAGAUCUAAAUAGUGUUCCUUUUGGUAGUCCUGAAUAUCCAUUUGAUUAUAACAUUUUUAAAGAAUUAUUGUCAAGAAAUAGAUAUGAAAAUUCAAAUGCCACAACAACAACAUCAUCAUCCUUGUCCAAGAUAUCAACAACAACGUCAUUUUCAUCCAAAAUUAAUCAGAUAAAGAGUUUCAAUUCACUAUCCUCAAUAUCAUCUACAACUUCCUCUUCUGUUUCAUUAACUGAUAUGUCAACAUCAAGUGAAGAAGAUAUGUUAGAAAAUGAGGAUAGUUGUAGUGAUAAUAAUAAUUCUGAUAAUCAUAAUGAUAAUGAAGUUCCCAAUGAGGAAAACUAUUCAUUAAUUUACUCAUUAAUUGACCCACAUAUCGAAAUUUUAUUUAUUUAUAUGGCAAUUUUACAAUAUAAUGAAUUUAGAUUAUUGGAAUAUGAGGAGACUGAAAUAUCAGAAUUUACAAAUAAUAUCCCCAUGUGUUCACGUACCGAUGAUUUUAAUUAUCGCCAAUUGUAUUUAAUGGAAGAAUUAAAUACCGGUACUAAAACUUCUAAAGUGGCUGACAAUGAUCUAUUGUCACUUAACAAGAAAACAGUAAAAUCGUACUCGAUAUCUACAGCUUCUCUUCCGUCAAGACUCUCAGGUCUGAAAAAUGAUAAAAAUAAAAAACAACAAGUAAAUCAACAACCUCAUAACCAUAUUCACCGGAGAAAAAAUACUAAUACUAAUAGCAAAUCUCAUAUGUUUAUCGAAGUUGGUAAUGAUGCAAAAGCCACCCAUUCAUUUAAUGAUUUAUUGACCAUUGCAGGUGAUAUUUGGAGGAAAUGGUUGUGGAAAGAAUUGGAAGAGAAUUUAAAUAGUGAGUAA